This is a messenger RNA of Coffea arabica (coffee), 1101 nucleotides long. RefSeq names its product putative late blight resistance protein homolog R1B-17. NCBI's taxonomy places the organism in Eukaryota, Viridiplantae, Streptophyta, Magnoliopsida, Gentianales, Rubiaceae. The record is from RefSeq and is a predicted model, not a curated record.
AUGGCUGAAGGCUUUAUCCAGAAGAAAAAUUCAAAGAGCUUGGAGGAUCUUGCGGAGGAUUACUUGAUAGAUCUGAUUGGAAGAAGCUUAAUAACAGUUGCCAAAAGGAGGUCGGAUGGCGGAGUCAAAUCAUGCCGACCUCAUGACUUGGUACGUGCUCUGUGCUUGCUAAAAGCCAAAAAAGAAAACUUUUUGGAGUUCAUAACUAGUGAUGACGAACCUUAUGCUUCUUUUGAUGAUGAUCUGGAUUUGGAAGAAUUUGAACCUUCGUACCCCAUGAAUUAUGAUGGAUAUCGACUAAGCAUUUCUACGAGGCAAAAUCACUUUGUUAUGUCGACGCCUUCUAGCUCCUAUGUUCGUACUCUACUGUUCUUUGCCACCAGUGAUACAUAUCCUAGAUGCCCUUAUGAUAUCUCAUUCAUUUCUAGGAACUUUAAGCUUCUUAAGGUUUUGGAUUUGGAAUGCAUCAAUAUUGGCAAUUUGUUUGCAGCGGGGAUUGAUUUACUUCUUCAUUUGAUUUAUUUAGCUGUUGGCGGUGACAUAGACUGUAUUCCAUCGUCAUUAGCCAACUUGAGGAAUCUUGAAACUUUCCUUGUCAAGGGAUUGAAAGGCAAAGUUAUAUUACCCGAUGCAAUUUGGCACAUGGCAAGAUUGAGACAUGUUCGUGUAAAAGAUCGUCUUAGCUUCAACUUGAAAGAUCUUCAGGUUGGAAUUUCUACCCAAUUAAAUAACUUGGUCUCUCUCUCCUCGGUAUCUCUUUCUCCUGGGGAACAUGCUGAAGAAAUAAUAAGAAGGUUGCCAAUUGUUCGAAAGUUGAGUUGCAGCAUUUUAAGAUCAAGAAAUUAUUCCAUGGAGUGCACUGAAUUUCCAAGAUUGGAACGUUUGACCAAGUUGAUGGCACUGAAGAUAUUGUACCGCGGUAAGGGUCUUAAUGUGAGUGCAUUUUACUUCCCCAUGAGUCUUAAGAAGUUGUCUCUGUCAAAUUUCUUCCUGCGAGGGGAUCAUAUUUCAACAAUUGGGGGCCUAGAAAAUCUUGAGGUUCUCAAACUCUGUUCCAUAGUUUUUGAGCAUACAAAUUGGCAGAUGAUUGAUGGCAGAUGA